AUGGAUCUAAUGAUGGGAUCUAAUCUGGUGACAGCUGGAGUAUCAGCCUUGGAAGUAUAUACACCAAAAGAAAUCUUCAUGGCAGUCGGAACCCAAGGGAAGUUGACGUGCAAGUUCAGGUCUACUGACUUGAACAGCAGCUUAACCUCAGUCUCCUGGAGCUUCUAGCCAGAGGGGGCCAAUAUCACUAUGUUUGUUUAUCAUUUUUCUUUGAGGGAAGAGUAUCUCAGAGAUUAUCCACUAUUAAAGGACAGAAUCAGCUGUGCUAGAGAUGUGGGCAAGAAAGAUACAUCAACAAUCAACACAGAAAAGAAGGAUUUUAUUCCCAAUGGCACCUUUAUCUGCAAUAUCAAAACCUCCCCUGACAUUGUUGUCCAACCAGGGCACAUUAGGCUCCAAGUUGUAGAGAAAGAGAGUUUGCCUGUGUUUCCAGUUUGGGUGGGUGGGAUAGUUUCUGCUGUGGUCCUAAGUUUCACUGUGCUCAUGAGUAUGAUUCUGUCUGUCCUCUGUAGAAGGAAGAAUUCUAAAUGUGAUGGGUGGAGAAAAGGAAUCAGAGGUCUAAUCAUAUUUAUGCAGUUAGACCACUUUGACGGACAUCACAGUGACAAGAUUAACAAGUCAGAGUCUGUGCUAUAUGAUGACAUCCAGAAGAAUUAA
Orycteropus afer afer is the source of this 657-nucleotide messenger RNA. It is a transcript of the gene MPZL1, whose product is annotated as myelin protein zero like 1. NCBI's taxonomy places the organism in Eukaryota, Metazoa, Chordata, Mammalia, Tubulidentata, Orycteropodidae. Gene Ontology annotation, cellular component: membrane; cell surface; focal adhesion. The record is from RefSeq and is a predicted model, not a curated record.